This is a messenger RNA of Ostreococcus tauri, 2211 nucleotides long. Its product is annotated as Cation/H+ exchanger. NCBI's taxonomy places the organism in Eukaryota, Viridiplantae, Chlorophyta, Mamiellophyceae, Mamiellales, Bathycoccaceae. Gene Ontology annotation, biological process: proton transmembrane transport. Bases 1 to 2211 code for a protein of 736 amino acids. The record is from RefSeq and is a predicted model, not a curated record. Gene Ontology annotation, cellular component: membrane. Gene Ontology annotation, molecular function: antiporter activity. The transcript has a single exon.
AUGUCGCGCGCCGACGACGCCGCGCUCGUCCAGCGCGCGCGUGCGACGCGCGAUGAUGAGGACGCGACGAAAACGAACGCGACCGGUCGACGCGGCGCGCGAGGCGCCGGGGCGCGCGUCGAGGGCGCGAACGGGACGCGCGCGCGAGGACAACGGCGCGGGUCGCUCUGGUCCAGGGUGGACGCCGCGCGCGCGCUCGAUCGGGUGUCGUUCGCGCUCAUGGCGUGCGCGCUCUGGGCCAUGGCGCGAUUCGCAUUCGGACGCGUCAUGGCGCCGAAUGGAGACACCGUGGGUGUGCCCGGUGGAGCGGUGUGGAGCGUGUUGAUCGUGUGGGCGUGCGCGCACUUGGGGGGGGCGGGAGCGAACGUGCUGGGUGUGCCAUCGCUCAUCGGGAUGUUGUUGAUGGGUUUGUUGCUACGAAACGUUCCGGGCGAGUUGGUGGACGACUUACCGGAGCGGUGGUCGAGCGAUAUCCGAGCGGCGGGUUUGAGUGUGAUCUUAAUGCGAAGCGGGUUGGAGUUAGAUUUGGAUGCGUUCAAGAGCGUGGGAUGGAUGGCGGCCCGAUUGACGCUCAUGCCGGGAUUGUGCGAGGCGUUGACGUGCGGAUUAUUUUCCAUGUUAAUUUUCAAAAUGUCGUUUCCGCUGGGGAUGUGCUUGGGAUUCAUUCUGGCCGCGGUGUCGCCCGCGGUGGUCGUGCUUGGGAUGUUCGAGCUGCAGUCUAGGGGUUACGGCGUCACGAAGGGCAUUCCUUCGCUCGUCGUCGCGGCGGCGUCGUUCGACGACGUCGUCGCCAUCACCGGAUACACGAUUUUCAAGUCAUUCGCCCUCGGUGGACACGGAAACAUGGCUUGGACCGUGUUGCACGGUCCGGUGGACGUUUUGACGGGCCUCGUCGUCGGUUCACUCGGCGGUGUUUUGUGCGGCAUGACACUCAUUUUGAACGAGCCGUGGAAGCGAUCGUCCAUGAUUUUCGUCCUAGGCAUUUUCUUCAUGUUCAUGGGUAGGCAGUACAACUUCAGCGGAGGCGGCGCAAUGGCGUCGCUCGCCUUGGGCAUCGCGGCCAACAAAUGUUGGUCGACGGGGAAGCCGCUUCCGUCUCUCAGUAAUGGACCAGCGCCCGACGCCGCGCACGCCGCCGAGACGGAUCUCGCAAAGUUGUGGCGUUUCAUUUUUCAGCCACUCCUCUUUGGCGUCAUCGGCACCGCCGUCAAGUUUGAGGACAUCACCCCAUCGACGAUUCCAAAGUCGCUGGGCUUACUCGCGAUAGGAGUUUGCAUUCGUUUGUGCGUGGCGUACUUCUCCGUGGGCGGUGGUAAGAAUCCUCUGACGCAUUUGGAGCGCGCGUUCGUCUCCCUGGCAUGGAUUCCGAAAGCCACUGUGCAAGCGGCUCUGGCGUCCGAUCCUCUCGAUGCCAUCAUCGAUAAUAAUAAGUCGGCGGAAUACGUGGAUUGGGGGAAUGAUAUAUUGACCACCGCCGUGUUCGCGAUCAUUCUCACCGCUCCGGUCGGAAUGAUGAUCAUCUCCUCUCUCGGACCGAAGUGGUUGCAAAAGGAUGAGCGCAAAGCAGUCGUGGAUGACAAGGAAAAUAACGAGUCCACCAUCAACGCCGUCGAAAGAGAGCGCAGGGCCUCGAUCGAACUCGCGGUAAAGGAAUCUUUAGUGGGCAGUGACGAGGACGGACGACGGGCGUCUUUUGAAUUUGCUCCGCGAGCUUCUGGCGGCGGAAGCGUCAAAAGCCUCGAGCAGUUCUUGGAAGAGUCGAGGAGCUUCCGGCGCGAUUCGAGCACUCGAGAACGUGAAGGGAGCAUUCUUGGGAGCGUCAUGUCAGAGGCGGACUCGCAAACGGGUCUGAAGGGGUCGUCGCCUCGAGAGAGGCUCAUCUUUCAUCUCGCCACGCUCCGCGAACUCGCGAGCGACUCGCCGAACAUCGCGCCGGAGGAGCUCAAGAUCAUCCAGGACGCCUCGGACGCGAUCGAGGAGAUCAUGCAGGAGUACUUGCCGCGCACGCGCCAAAUUGAUACCCCAGGUCUGUUCUUCCGUCGAACGUCGGCCACGGCGGCGCAAUUGGAUCUCCCUGCGCCCGAGGAGUUUGACGAAGAAAUCGUCGCCGACGUCGUCGUCACGCCGGGCCAGACCCCUCGCUCACCCGAUCCCGACGAUGAUGACGACGACCGACCGCAUUAUUUCGCCGGCGACGACGACGCGGUGUGA